AUGGUGAGGGAGGCGCACGAGCUCCUGGACGGUAGUAGACCCAUCCCCAUCGAUAAAAUCACGUACGAGCUAUCCCAGAAUAUCAUCUUGGCAUUUGACAGCAACGAACUGGGCUCAAGUAAAGACACGCAGAUUGAAGUGGAGACAAGAAUAGGCUUCGUAAUAGACAAAAAUAAAAAUAGGAUUAGAUUACCAAGCAACACAGAUGCCAUCGUAGAGAAUAAUUAUUCCGAUUUCUCCUCAGGGGUGGACAAACACUCCUUUGAGUAUCUGCUAAAUUAUUUACACUCCCUGCGGGGAAAGGAUGGGAACAAAUGGGGCGCCAACUAUGGGCAAGUCUGCAAUGGGGUGGACAAGGCACAUAUGUUAAAGGUGGACAAAGGAACAGAAGGAAAUGCGUGUACUGAUGGAACGGCACAAAAUGGGAAUAGAAAUAUCCACCCAUGUUAUGGAGAAGAGAAAAAUAGCCAAAGGGAAAAUUAUAUAUAUGAAUUUUUUUCAACAAAAAAGGUGAGAAGUGUAGAUAAGUAUUACGUUCUGCAAAAUGAGAAUUCUCGAGUUCGUGUUACAACUUAUUUGGAUGAAGACUCAGGUGGGGAAAACGAAAGUAUGGCAAAGUCUCUGUGCAAAAGGAAUUUAAAUACGUGGAAUAUCUACAUGGGCAAUAAUAAAGACUACUUUGAUGAUGAUGACGACGAUACUGAUGAGGAUGAUGAAGAGAAUAGCAAAGGGAAGAAGAAAAGGAAGACUGACCACGGUGAGAGUGAGCAUCCACGAUCCGGCGACGAAUGUGUAGAUUAUCGAAUAGCGAUUAAUCUGGAGCAGACCAAACGAAUAAGCAAAUUAUUUCUGUCAAAACUUUCGCCUGUACACGAAAGAGUAAAAGAAAGGACAUCCUUCAUAAAUAAAUUUUUGGGGAUACAACUGGACUUAACCAAAAUUAAAACGAAGGAUGAUGGAGGAGAAAUUUACGAAAUUGAAAUUGAAAUUCUUUCGAAGAGUAUUUUAAAAGCUAUGUCCAAUUUACGCUAUAAAAAUGAUUCAAAUUAUUUACUUUUUAUUUGUUCGAAUUUGAUAAAUAAUGCGCGGGGGAUAUGUAGGGAGUUGUAUAAUUUUAGGAAGAGGCAAACUUUGGGGAAAGAAGUCGCCUUGGAUGAUGGGGGGGGCAAGGGUAUGCAAAGCACUUAUGUACACCCAUCGAGGGAAAAAAAGAAAUUUGAAAAAUAUGUGCACUCUGUCACCCCUAUUAUUGGCGACUACAUGUACAGGGUUGUUGCCAAAAAUGAAGAAAAAAUUCACGCAAUACUGCAGGAGGAAAAUUUAUCCAACAGGAGCAAAAUCGAGGCUUUGCAGAAACUUAUCGACAUCCGACGCCACAAUAAGAAGUCAGUAAAGAAGAUUAGCGAGACAUAUGCAGAGAAUCGCUGGAGAGUUGUGCGUACGCAGGGUGCGCAGGGCGAGGUAGUAUUGGUCAGCGAGGGGAGCGAAGGAUCGGAAGAAUCAGACGAAAUGGUCGAAAUGGAGAACGUGGAACCAACAGGAUUCAAUUUCGACAACAGCAGCGCUAGUGGCUCCGAAGGGGGAGGAGAUAAAGGCGAAAAGGACAACACAAAGAUCGAUAACAGUAAAUAUAAGAAUUUCUACAGCGAUACGUAA
Plasmodium knowlesi strain H is the source of this 1656-nucleotide messenger RNA. RefSeq names its product mRNA-capping enzyme subunit beta, putative. The record is from RefSeq and is a predicted model, not a curated record. The coding region runs from base 1 to 1656 and encodes 551 amino acids. Gene Ontology annotation, molecular function: polynucleotide 5'-phosphatase activity. NCBI's taxonomy places the organism in Eukaryota, Apicomplexa, Aconoidasida, Haemosporida, Plasmodiidae. The transcript has a single exon.